Pelmatolapia mariae (spotted tilapia) is the source of this 846-nucleotide messenger RNA. Its product is annotated as amine sulfotransferase-like. Gene Ontology annotation, cellular component: cytoplasm. The transcript is spliced from 6 exons. Lineage: Eukaryota; Metazoa; Chordata; Actinopteri; Cichliformes; Cichlidae. The record is from RefSeq and is a predicted model, not a curated record. Gene Ontology annotation, biological process: sulfation. Bases 1 to 846 code for a protein of 281 amino acids. Gene Ontology annotation, molecular function: sulfotransferase activity.
AUGGAGCAGCUCAGUAACCGUCUCUGCCGGUAUAAGAACUAUAACUUUCUCUCCAGUAACACAACUGCAGAGUACAUAGAAUCUCUUCAGAGUUUUGAAAUAAGAGACAGCGAUGUCUUCCUCGUGUCUUAUCCAAAGUCAGGCACCGUAUGGGCUCAGCAGAUCAUCAUUUCUAUCUAUGAGCUGGAUGGGCAUGUGAAUGAAUAUUUUACCAACUCACAGAAGAUGCCAUGGCUGGAGUUCACAGGGGGUGCAUACACUCGUCGCCCCUCUCCACGGCUCUUCACAUCACAUCUCUCCCAGGUUCUCAUGCCUCCAGGACUGAUGGACAAGAAGGGAAAGAUUGUGUAUUUGAUGAGGAAUCCAAAGGACAACAUGAUGUCUUAUUAUCACUUCAGCAAAGCCCUUGCAGACCUUGAGACUCCUGAGAGCUUUGCUCAGUUUUUCCAGUGGUACCUGACGGGAAACGUACCAGCAUCAUCCUGGUUUGACCAUGUCAGGGAGUGGUAUUCAAACAGAGAGCAGUACAACAUCCUCUUCCUGACCUACGAGGAAAUGAUUUUGGACCUGAAAGGAUCAGUGAAGAAGAUCUGCAACUUCUUUGGGAUAAACCUGACUGAAGCCGCCAUCAGUCAUGUUGUGGAAAAAGCUAAGUUUGAGAACAUGAAGAAUGACUCGAAAGCAAACUAUGAGCACAUUCCACCAGAGAAGUUCAGUGGAAAAUUCCUGCGUAAAGGUCAGAUUGGAGACUGGAAGAACACACUGACUGUUGCACAGAGUGAAAGAGUGGAUCAACUCCUUCAGGAGAAACGUAGUGAUUUGCCUUUAAGGUUCAUCUGGGAAUAA